AUGUCGACCCCAGUGUCGGAGGAAAAUACCCCCAGGAUAGCUCCCCCCAUGGAAAUAUCACCCGUACCGACGGUCGGCUCGGAAGCGCCGGUGCACGUCAACCUCGAGCUACCGACCGACCGGCCCACCAUCAUCGUGUUCCUGCGCCACUGCGGUUGUCCCUUCGCCGAGAAGACGUUCAAGAACCUGACGGCGCUGUCGGUGCAGCACGCGGGAGAGGCGCACUUCGUGGCGGUGUCACACUCGACGCCGGAGGCGACGGAGCGCUGGGUCGUACGCGCGGGCGGCAACUGGGAGGUGAACGUGGUGGUGGACCACGAGCGCGAGCUGUACGCGCGCUGGGGGCUCGGCACGUCGACGACCUGGCACGUGAUGAACCCGCUCACGCUGUACCGCACGCUGCGGCUCGUCACCGACGACAACAUCUGGGGCGACGGCGCCACCGCCGAGAACGGCUCCCGCUGGCAGACCGCCGGCGCCUUCGCUGUCGAUCCCGCCGGCAUCGUCCGCUGGGCCCGCGUCGCCGCCUCCGCCGACGACAUACCCGAUCUCGACAGCGCGCUCGCCGCCGUCGGCGUCCAGGCCAAGCCCCGCCCACCGCCAGAGGUCCGCACCGCCGGCUUCUUAUGA
This is a messenger RNA of Durotheca rogersii, 630 nucleotides long. RefSeq lists its product as uncharacterized. The transcript has 2 exons. The record is from RefSeq and is a predicted model, not a curated record. The coding region runs from base 1 to 630 and encodes 209 amino acids. NCBI's taxonomy places the organism in Eukaryota, Fungi, Ascomycota, Sordariomycetes, Xylariales, Xylariaceae.